Melopsittacus undulatus (budgerigar) is the source of this 8440-nucleotide messenger RNA. It is a transcript of the gene DNAAF9, whose product is annotated as dynein axonemal assembly factor 9. Bases 1 to 3531 code for a protein of 1176 amino acids. The record is from RefSeq and is a predicted model, not a curated record. Lineage: Eukaryota; Metazoa; Chordata; Aves; Psittaciformes; Psittaculidae. The transcript is spliced from 37 exons.
AUGGCGCUGUGCGGCCGCUCCGCGCUCCUCCCGCCGGCCCCGCGCCCCUCACCGCGGAGACCCCGCUCCCCCAGCGCCUGCCUCAGCUGCAGCCGCCUUCGAAACAUUCAGAGCAUCCUGACACAGAGCAGCAAAUCUCAACCUGAUGGAAUCCUCUGCAUUUUAGGGAUAGAUAGCCGAUACAAUGAAGGCUGCAGGGAACUGGCCAACUAUCUGCUUUUUGGCUUGUAUAACCAGUAUAACAAUGACUUUGAAAGAACUGAGUUUCCUGAAGAAGUCCUGGAUGAUAUAAUCAUAUUGAUAAAGCCUGACAGUGUCCAUCUGUACUGUAACCCUGUGAAUUAUAAUCAUCUUCUGCCAUAUGUGGCAUACUGGAGGAACUUGCAUUUUCACUGUCUAACUGAAAAUGAGUAUGAAGAUGAAGAAGCUGCAGAGGAAUUCAAGAUUUCCAGCUUUGUAGACAUGGUUCGGGACUGCAGUCGCAUUGGCAUUCCAUACAGCUGCCAAGGUCAUCUGCAGAUCUUUGACAUGUUCAUUGUUGAGAAGUGGCCAAUAGUGCAGGCGUUUGCGCUGGAGGGAAUCGGGGGUGAUGGCUUCUUUACAAUGAAAUAUGAGUUAAUGGAUGUCAGCGCCGAUUUGUGGAAGACAUACAGCAAAAUGGAUCCUGUUUCCUUGGAGGACUUGCUCUUUGAGGAUUUAAUGGUUUUUGAGCACCAGUGGACCAAGUUUUUUGCUAAUUUUGAUACUGAAAUUCCCUUCAUUCUGGAGCUGUCAGAAUCUCAGGCCGGGGAGCCUUUCAGAAGUUAUUUCAGUCAUGGAAUGAUCUCAAGCCAUAUAACAGAUAACAGCCCUAGCCGGCAGCCCUUUGUCCUGUUCGGUAGCCACUCGACUAAGGAAAACUUGAACUCUGGUAACUUUAAUUUUCCAUCAGAAGGACAUCUUGUUCGAAACACUGGUCUUGGGGGAAGCACUGCAAAGCAUAUGGUAGUGCAGUGUGUAUCUCCAAAGGGACCUCUGGCUUGUUCAAGGACCUAUUUUUUUGGAACCACUCACACUCCUUUCCUGGGAAAUGACACCAAGACACACAAGGAAGCUGAACAAAUUACGCUGUUGUCGCAAAUAUAUACUGCUGUUGUAGAGGCUGUGCUUGCUGGCAUUGAGUGCUAUGCUAAAACUUCCACUGAAUCCAAGGCAAAGGAGGUGGCAGAGCAGAUGCUAAUGUCUGUGUUUGAUACCCUGCAUUUAACCCAACUUAAAACAGCACUGCGCUCCAAAAUCACUUUUCAGAUUCAGGCUGUGAAUAAUCUUGGCAGAAUUACUCCAUUAGAUAAUGAGGACAGCCUGAGCUUGAUUAAAACGGCCUCGAUGAUGGUAUUUGACAUUCCAGACUUGCUCACAGGAAAAGGAUGCUUGGGAUCUGUUGUCUUUUCAGAGUCCUUUCUAACAUCCCAGAUACAAGUAAAAGAAAAAGAUGGCAGCAUUAAUUCAGAAACCAGCCACAUAAUACUGACGGCACCAAUCCCAAGAUACGCUUCUUGGCUGGUUGAAGAUAGUGAUGUGAAACUCUCCGAAAAGGCACAGCAUAUAUUGAAGGAAGACAAAUCUUUUCUGGGCACUUUACUCACUGGAGGUGAUGGAGCGUAUAUUUAUUCUAGCAAUCCACAGGCCAAGCCUACAGAAGGGAAAGUGUACUUCUUUUCAGAUGGCAUUCUCUUUUCUGAUCCCCACCAUGGCAGCAUUUCCAUUUCAAAGAACCAUAUGAGUUCCAUUUCUUUCUACGAUGGGGAUUCAAACAGUAUUGUUGCUGCACUCUUCAUAGACUACAAAAGUUCCUUGCUUCCUCAUCUACCAGUUGAAUUCCAUACCCAAGACAACUUCCUGAUGAUUGCACUUUUCCCCAAAAGAAAGAUUUAUAAAGCUUUUUAUUCACAGGUUUUCUCUCCAUGGCAAAACCAGGCAAACUCAGGAUUAUCUUUAAGGGUUGUUCAGGAAGAAUUCCUGUCUGUGGAUCAGAAGAGAAUGCAUUCCAAUGUUCAGAAGCUAUUUAAUUCCUUGCCUUUUCCUUCUGGGGAAAGAUGCAGGGAGCUGAAACUAGCUGCUGCCCUUCCAGAACUGGAGAGGUUUGUGCAACAUUUUACAGUCAGCAGCAUCAGUAACAAGCCAGUCAUGAGAGCACAUCUUCCUAUUGUACUGCAACAGUCGGACAUCAUUCCUGACAGCAAAGCAGAAAGUGAUAAGGUGGUUAUCACCAUUAUAACGGGUCUUCCAGGGUGUCGUUCCAGUGAUCUGUGUGCUUUUCUGGUGACUUUUAACAAGGAGCAUGGCAGGUGGAUAAUUUAUAGGCAAACUAUGGAUAGUCCUGAAUGCUUCAGUGCAACCCACUUCCAGCGUUACCUCUCCAGUGUCCUGGAGGUUCAGCAGAACCGCCAUGUCCGUCAGGCUGCUUAUGCUAAGAAGAAGCAGCGUCUCUUAGUGGUCCUGCAAGGGUAUACUGAUGUUAUUGAUGUUGUGCAGGCUCUGCAAACUCAUCCUGAUCCAGAUGUGAAGUCUUCUUUCAUCAUUGGAGCAAUUAAUACUUGUGUGGAGCCACUGAGUUGCUACAUGGAACAUAGGCUUCUUUUUCCCAAGUUCUUGGACCAGUGUUCACAAGGCCUAGUGAGUAACGUGGUUUUCACAAGUCACGCCACCGAGCAGAAGCAUCCGCUCCUCAUGCAGCUGCAGAGCCUCAUCCGAGCAGCAAAUCCUGGUGUUGCCUUCAUCUUGGCUGAAAAUGGAGUUGUGACUAGGAAUGAGGACAUUGAAUUAAUUCUCUCAGAAAGCAGUUUUUCAAAUCCUCAGAUGAUGAGAGUUCGGUAUUUGAUGUAUCCUGGCUGGUAUGAAGGCAAAUAUGGAGCCGGGUCUGUCUUCCCUCCAAUGGUCCAGAUCUGUGUAUGGUUUAACCGUCCUCUAGAGAAGACAAGAUUCGUGACCAAAUGUAAAGCGAUUAAAUCAUUGCUCAAGCCGAGUCCUUUCUCUGGAAACAUUUAUCACAUCAUGGGCAAAGUUAAGUUUUCAGAUUCUGAUAAAGUGAUUGAAGUCUGUCACAACACAUCAUCUAAUUCACUAAGCCUUGUGCCUGUUCAGGAGGGUCCAACUCCUCCUGAUUCAAGAGGUGAUAACAGAGACUGCAGCAAUCAACAGGAGUGCUUCCUUGUGUUUGUUGGCUGCUCUCUUAAGGAAGAGGAUAUAAAAGACUGGCUCAGAGAAACAGCAAAACAGAAACCUCAGAGGAAAGCCCUCAAAACCAGAGGAAUGCUAACUCUUCAGGAAAUAAAAAACAUUCAUGUGAAACGCCACUUGGAUCCGCUUCCAGCUGGUUAUUUUUACAAUGGGACCCAAUUUGUGAAUUUUUUUGGUGACAAAAUGGAUUAUCAUCCAUUGAUGGACCAAUUCAUGAAUGAUUACUUGGAGGAAGCCAACAGGGAGAUAGAGAAGUACAACAGAGAACUAGAAGAACAAGAGUAUCAUGAUCUCUUUGAGCAGAAGACAUAAGCAUGUGUGUUGGGUGCAUUUUCUGAAUCACCUACUGUCAGUAACCAAAAAUGCUGUUGUCCUUGCUAGAAACUUAAGUGUAAUGACAGUUUUCAGCACUCCUUUUAAAACUUAAAGAGAUCAUUCCUGUAAGGUUGGCAUUUUAAUAUGGUAACUGCUUAACUGUUUGUACUGUCAGGUUUGCUUCCACUUCACCUUAAUUCCAGACUGUAAAAAGCAUCACUUGGAAUCUCUGGCUAGUAGUGGAAACUUACGUAAAAGAAGAAGAAGAAAAGAAGCAAAACUGUAUUUCCUAAUAGGUCAGAAUGCAAUCAUGGAAUUGGUCUGUCAUGCAGGUAAUCAAAUGACUUUAAUCUCUGGGUGUCCCUUGAAACUUGUUGCACAGGAGCAGUGGGAUCAGUAUGUGGAACUGGGGGAUGUUCCUAAAGCGAGAAAUGGGGGAGCAUUUAAAACACUCGGAAGAGUACCCAGUCCCACAGCUGUUAUGGUGUUCCCUAAGCGAGAAAUGGGGGAAUGCUUCAAAAACUUGGAAUAGUGCUGAUUCCACAGCUGUUAGGUUGUUCCCAAAGCGAGAAAUGGGGGAACCUGUAAAAAACUCAGAAGAGUACUUAAUCCCACUGCUGUCAGGGUGUUCCCAAAGCAAGAAAUGGUAGAAUGCUUCAAAAACUUGGAAGAGUACCUAAUUCCACAAGUGUUAUGGUGUUCCCAAAGCGAGAAAUGGGGGAACAGUUAAAAAACCUGGAAUGGUGCUAAUCCCACUGCUGUCAGGAUGUUCCCAAAGCGAGAAAUGGGGGAACAGUUAACAAACUUGGAAUAGUGCUAAUCCCACUGUUAUCAGUGUCCGACUGUUGUCAGGGUGUUCCCAAAGCAAGAAAUGGGGGAAUGCUUCAAAAACUUGGAAUAGUGCUGAUUCCACAGCUGUUAGGGUGUUCCCAAAGCGAGAAAUGGGGGAACAGUUAGCAAACUUGGAAUAGUGCUAAUCCCACUGUUAUCAGUGUCCAACUGUUGUCAGGGUGUUUCCAAAGCAAGAAAUGGGGGAACAGUUAAAAAACCUGGAAUGGUGCUAAUCCCACUGCUGUCAGGGUGUUCCCGAAGCGAGAAAAGGGGGAACACUUAAGAAACUCAGAAGAAUCCCUUAAUCCCACUGCUGUCACAGUGUUCCCAAAGCGAGAAAUGGGGGAACCUGUAAAAAACCUCAGAAGAGGGCUAAUCCUACAGCUGUGAGGCUGUUCCCAAAGCGAGAAAUGGGGGAAACAGUUAACAAACUCAGAAGAGUACCUAAUCCUGCAGUUACCACAGUGUUCCCAAAGCGACAAAUAGGGGAACACUCAGGGAUCUGCAUUUUUCUGAGACCCUCGUGUGUCUCAUCCCCUCUGCACAGAUUGAACCUGCAGUUGAAAGUUUGGCUUGUCUAAAGCAAAGACAUUCAUAGAUUUCAGGGUGAAACAAGAUUAAGUGGAGAGAGAUCUUGUUUUCUACCCAGUUAUUGGUGUGCUAGAAAAUACAUGGCGUAAGUGCUGGUAUUCCACAACUUGCCAUUGCUUAGAAGCUUAUUUCUGAAGGCUUAUUUCAGCACAAGAAAACUUGAGCAGAGCAAGAGACAAGGGAGAUUCUGAAGCUGAAGAUUUCCUUGUUGUGAAAGUGACUGAUUUCCAAAGGUCAAAAAUACACUUGAAGGAUGGAAAGAACUUGUUUGUGAAGCUUUCAGAAGAAUUUGCACGUCCUAGCAUUUCACUAAACUGAUGCACCAGGUUGUAAGUACUUUACAAGAGAACCUUAAUAGCUACUAAAUAAUAUAAUAGGGAUUCUGGCAACUUGUCCUUUAACCUAAUUUGCUACAAAUUUCAGUGAGAUUUCAUAGCUCACCGCUGAAGGAUUACAAGGUAACCCAGCAGCUACUUAAAGGUAAUUAUUGAAGCCUAUUUGAAUAACCGGAUUAUUGUAGCAUGCUGUGUGUUCAGAAUGUAGUGCAACAGUCCAGGAGGAAUUCUUUAUUUUCAUAUUCCUUUGCCUGAGGAACAGCUCAAUCUGUUAAUGCAACUGCAGCUUUUUAGUCAGAUGUAUGUAAUGCAGUAAGAAGUGGGAUGAGUAAUUCCUUACAGUACACUUAAAAUACUUGUAACAUGUCCAUGCAGUCUCUUUCUGUGGCAGGAAAAUGGGAUUUAACUCCUGCCGCCAAACCUAAGGCUAAAUACAGUUUUAUGCCUUCCUUAAGAGAUGUAUUUUUUACCUUUGGAAUAUGAAAUGGCUGAAAUUUCAAUAACUGAAACACCUUUUAGGUAGACUUUCAGUACACGUUGCUACUAGCUGGCUUGGUGCCUGCGCUGUGGUAGCUGCGCAGCACAGAGGUGGAAUUCCAGGUGCUGCAGGUUGGGAUCUAGCUGUUGAUAAGGUUUCGUUCCUAGCUUUUCCUCUAGAUUUAAGAAGCUGUCUGAAUUUAAGAGUUAAUUUUCGUUUUGAUUUUGCACACCACGAGACUUUAUAAACUACUUGUAUCCUGUUCAAGUACAAUUAAAAGCCAGCGAUUAGUUUGUGUUUCUAGGCUUUGUGGGGUAACCCAUGUUACAGGUAUAGAGCAUCAUGAUAAGGCUCGUGAGUUUAUCUAUGCAUGGCUAUACUUUAGUCUUAAGAUACUGUAGUGCCUGGUAGAUAAGUGUAGCUAGCAGUGAAUUGGGGGGGGGGGCUAGCAAGUGGUUUACAAACUAAGUACAAUUGGUUGCAUGUAACUAUUGAUUGAACCAGGAUUAUUAGAAUAGAAAUUCCUGGUCGUAACACUGCAAUAAAAAGGGGCAUUAGAGAAUUCUUUGCAAAUUCUAGUUCUUUACCAGUAAACUUAGUGUAAACCCAGUGUGCUCCUUUCCAGUACCAGUUAUCUAAUCUGCAAAGCCAUAUUUCUAGACUAGUGGUAUGACUAUGUAACGUCGGAAGAAACACCAGUGGUUGGGACCAUGGGCAUGUCGUCGAUGCUUCGUCUCAACUCCUAAGUCAAUAUCAGAGUAGAUUUAAGUGCAAUUGACCAAUAGAUGAAGAUACUGUAGCUUAUUUUGCUCUGCUGAACUCUUUUUAAGGACUCCUAUUUGUGCAGCUCUCAAAAAGAAACGUUGAAUGGGGCUGAUGGAACAAGUCGUAUUAAAUUAUGAGAUGCCCCAUGAACAAAAAGGAAAUGAGUAUUCCAAAAUUGGCUGCUACUGUGCAAAUGGAGCUGUUCCUUAAAAACUGAAGCAGAAGAGCUCGGAACAAAGGCCUAGUAUACUUUAUACUGUACUGCAUGCUAUAUGGUAAUAGCUGUGUAUUAAGAAGACCUUUCACCAUACUGGUACUAUUUCAAUUCAUAUAUUUUGGUAUGGAAAGAAAUUGAUUACCUCAAUUACUGGUGGGUUGGUUUGGGUUUUUUUCCUUAGUUUUUAACUGUGACUUUAAAACAGGGAAAAAAAGAUACUGAAAUAGUGAAACUGUGACAAUGAUAUCCUUUAAACUUAGUAGUGCCUUGCAGGUGACCCCAUUUAUUCCUGAAGCAUACAAUAAAUGGGUGUCAUGGGUUGUAUUGCUUGCACCCACUUUUUGGUUUUUAAAGGAAAAACAGUCUUGGUGAAAGGACUUAAAAAUUAACCUAGUGAAAGAAUAUUAGCACAAAUGGUUAAACUGUAUUAAAGGAAACUCUUUGAGGACUACAAUGUGUAAAUGCCUGAUGCUGCUGAUCGUUUAAGAGCAGUUGCUGAUUAUUUUGGAGUCCCUUCUAACAAUCAGCAGCACUUUUGUUUUUGUAGAAGAGGGUAACUUUUGUACUCUGGUGGGAGAGUUUAUACUGUACCAAACCCCAUCUAUAGGGUAAUCUGGUUUCCUCACUCGAAGUUAAGGUGAGGAUCCAGAUACUUCUAGUUUUGAAACUCUUUUUAGCUACUGUAAAACUAUUAAAACAAACUAAAAGCACCAUUGCUAAGCCACAAAUGUUUGGAUACACAAGAAGUGCCAUUACACUGUUCCUUUCUGUUCACUGUAUUCUGGGAAUUGGUGACAGUUAUCAUUGUGUCCAGGCAUUUCUGAUCUGGUGAAGAAGUGCUGAGAGUCCUCAAGGGGUUUACGUGCUUUGCUGACCUUCAUGUUAGCGGCUUGUGGUGGUGGUUUUGUUACUUUCCUCACCGAGAAUGAGUGUGAUCAGGAGUUACUGAAGUUAUAGGGAGAACAAAAUGUGAUGAACUUAGGAGAGGAACAUGUGCAACUGGAUUCACGCUGCAAUCUCGGAGUAUUUUACCUUUAAGCUGUGCAAUUUGGUAGUAGUCUGAUUUUACACUUUGCAAUUAACAUAAGGGAUUGCAAGGAGGAUUUAAGUUGCACGUAAAAGUUCCCUAAUAAGUUUUCUUUUAUUAUUAUUAUUAUUAUUAUUUUUAAUUGAAACUUUUCUGAAUUUGCACAGAUUUAAGCUCUGGAAUACAUUUGGUAUUCUUAAAAGGGAAAAAAAAACCCAAUUGCAACUAGUAGAGUGAAUUGUAAACUGUGAGUUGGUAGAACCGCGUUGUUGAUCUAAUUUUAGAUUGUUUAAAGAUGUUACCUCAGAAAGCUAGUGAGAAACUGCUUCGUUUUGACACAAGGGUCAGAUACUCAUGUAACACUUCUCACUUUACAAUGUGCCAAAAUUCACUUUUAUACUAGUUCUCAAUGCUUUAAUAUUUGCAACUUUAAGUUAAGAACUUGUCUUUACAAACACUACUGUAACUUCAGUUCAACUGAAUGGUGUGAUUGAAGCUUUUUGCCUAUUGUAUUUAUUACACAACUUGAUCCAGUAAAUAUAAAAUUACCUUUCCAUUUAUUUUUGUAUUGUUUUACAUGUUUAUACCUGCAGUUUUGUGUGACUUUUACACCUGUAACUCGGAUGUGAUGGAAGGAGCAAAUAAACAGUAUCCAUCUGCUG